Mercenaria mercenaria is the source of this 861-nucleotide messenger RNA. RefSeq lists its product as uncharacterized. The record is from RefSeq and is a predicted model, not a curated record. Bases 48 to 608 code for a protein of 186 amino acids. The transcript is spliced from 6 exons. Lineage: Eukaryota; Metazoa; Mollusca; Bivalvia; Venerida; Veneridae.
CGAAGGAAUUUCAUCAAAAAGGUGUGUGUAACGUUCGAACCACAACAAUGCAAAGACUCGAUUCUCUCCUGAUCCUCGCCUUGGUCAAUCUUUCCUUUGGAUUACCAAAUGUGGAAAUUCGAGAAGAGGAAGGCCAGUUUCAAAGCGGUGAAGAUGUGAUAGUAGCCAAAGACGAAACUGGUGAAGUACUGACAACUGUAUUCAGAUAUAUGAACGAAGGAUUUCAGAUUGAAAAAACAAUCUCGGACCUUGAUCCAGCAUGCUACUUACGUGAAAUAGAGCAUAAGGGUAUGGAUGGGAAUACGUGCUUCAGACGUAUACCAGUGCCCUUGGAUACAUCAGACGAGGAAGAAUUGAGAACAAAAUGUGAAGAUCGACCAAUUUUCUUGCUUAAGCCAAUCGGCUGCGAAAGAUCGGAGUCUGGCAUGGAAAUACGACGUCGGAGAGAUAACAGUUAUGAUUGUAUUUUGGAAAAGGAGAUUACUGCAGUAUGUGUACAUGAGACAAAAGCAUGCUGCAAGUGGAUAUGUUUCAAAAAGAAAUGUACUAAGUGUUUAAAAACGGAAUCUAAGGUGAUUUAUGUCGAAAAAUGUGGUUUUGAUAUUUAAGAAAAAGUAAAACUUUAUUUACCAUUUUCGGCAUAUUAUAAUAUUCUACAUGUAUAUAUCUGAGUUGAAGUUUAAAACAUGAAAAAAAUGAAAGCCGAGUGUGUCGUUUACUUUAACUGAAUGUCGAUAUAAAUAUGUAAACGUUAAACAACUACCAAUGCCGAAAAAUAUAUAUAUGUUAGUCUUUACUGCUUAUAUCCAAAAUAAAAUAAAUCAAAUUCAUGUACAAAUAAAGAAGCUGUAAUAUAAUGCA